Molecule: messenger RNA, 3292 nt
Organism: Cyprinodon tularosa
Lineage: Eukaryota; Metazoa; Chordata; Actinopteri; Cyprinodontiformes; Cyprinodontidae
Gene: tlr5a
Product: toll-like receptor 5a
Exons: 6
Coding region: 229-2886 (885 amino acids)
Biological process (GO): immune response; toll-like receptor signaling pathway; inflammatory response
Cellular component (GO): membrane
Molecular function (GO): protein binding; transmembrane signaling receptor activity
Source: RefSeq, a predicted model, not a curated record
GGAAGCUGACAGAAAAGGGGAAACUCCAAGGACAGGAAAUGUCAACAAGCCAAAAAGAAGAAGGAAAAGCCUCUGUGGUAAUACUAGAAAUUGCAAAUUAUGUGCGUGUUGAAAGAGCAGCAGCAGAUCAGGCUUUCCAGAGAGGCAGAGUAUCUGGAUUGUUUUCUGAUUGAUCUUCUAACAGUGAGAGAAUUUCUCUGAGCUUCAGCAGCAGAGGACGAGGACAGAAUGUGGCGGCUGCUCCUUCACCUGAUCUGCACUGGCUUCUACCUACAGCUAACAACAUGCCAUCCAUUAUGCCAGCUAUCGGGUCAGAAAGUCUACUGCGCCGCCCGGAAACUCCGCUGGGUCCCAGCACUGCCCCCCAACACCACCCAUUUGUACUUAGACAGAAACCACAUCCAAGAGAUCAACAGGACUUCUUUCAGAGACUUAGAGGAACUCCAGGAAUUAGACUUGGGGAGCCAACGGGAAGUAGUCCUAACAAUCAGGAACGACUCCUUUCUCAGGCAGAGAAAGUUGACUCUACUGGUUCUUGGAGACAAUUUGGGUCUGACGCUGGAACCACAGGCGUUUGUGGGGCUGGUCAGUUUACUAGACCUCUGGCUGGAUCACUGUUCCCUGACUGACUCCAUACUGAAAGAGAACUACCUGGAACCACUUCUGUCAUUAAACAGGCUCAACCUCUACGGGAACAAGAUAGUGAGACUCCUUCCCGGUCGUUUCUUUUUUAAUCUCACCAGGUUCUCUGUGUUAACUCUUGAACUAAACUCUCUUGAGAAAAUAUGUGAGGGGGACUUAGUUGGCUUCAGGGGGAAAUCAUUUCAGAGUCUGGACUUAUCGUCCAACAGUUUCUUUGGAUCCAAUGUUGACUGGUCGACCUGUGGAAACCCUUUCAGGGGGAUAACCUUCAAUAGGCUUGAUAUCUCUGGAAAUGGAAUGAAUUUGGAAAAAUUAAAACAGUUUUUUAGAGCGAUCAGGGGGACUCCUAUUGCUCAUCUGAAAUGUUCUAAUGGUCUUGGAAAAGGCUUUUCCCAUGAGAACAUUGCAGAUCCAGAUAAUGACACAUUUGUAGGCCUCAUGGACAGUUCAGUCAUUGAGUUAGAUCUGUCAGGGAACAGGAUUUUUGCUCUAAAAGAAAAAGUCUUUAGGCCUCUGAGAAAUGCAAAUAGUAUUGAUAUUUCGCAGAACAAAGUAAAUAUAAUUGAGAAAAACGCCUUCUUUGGUCUGCAAACAAAUUUAUACAAACUUAAUCUGUCCUUCAAUCUGUUAGGAGAGAUCCGCUCCAACACAUUCAACAGUCUAACAGAACUGCUUAUUUUGGACUUAUCUCACAACCACAUUGGUGUACUAGGGUACAAGGCCUUUAGCGGUCUUCCCCAGCUGCAUCAUUUAUAUCUAACGGGAAACUCUCUGCGGCUGCUGGGGUCUCCUGCUGCUCUACCGUACUUAAACUUCCUUCUCCUCAGAGACAAUAAGUUGGAUUCCCUCUACCCCAUCUUUAGCUCAUGGAACAACGUUAUCUAUUUAGAUAUUUCAGGAAACAAAUUAACAAACCUGGAGAACGUUUACAUUGUCUUGACUCAUUUCAGGCAUCUGGUUUACCUUUUACAUGGAGACAACCCCAUUUUGUGGUGCACAAUAAAUGCUGUAGUCUCCAUGCCUGGUAAUAGUAGUUUGAUUGUGUUGGACCUUCAUGGCUGUUCCCUGCAGAAUGCUUGGGCACAAGGCAAAUGCCUUGACAUAUUUGAACAUUUCCAGAAUUUGCUCACUUUGAAUAUCAGUCUCAACUCCUUAAUGGCUCUCCCUCAUGGGAUCUUUAGUGGUCUAACUUCAGUUGAUACAAUUGACCUUUCAUCUAAUGCCCUGACCUAUUUGGAGACCAGUGUUUUCCCAGCCAGCCUGAGAUGGCUCGACCUUUCAAACAACUUCCUAGCUACUCCCAAUCCGAUGACUUUCCACUCUCUCAUCCACCUUGACCUUGCAGGAAAUCGGUUCCACUGUUACUGCUCUCUGGAUAGCUUCCUGAGUUGGCUUAACACGACCAAUGUCACCUUCCGGAGCCCAGUCCAGGAAUACAGAUGCAAGUUCCCAGCUUCUGUCCACAACAUUCCCCUGCUGGAAUUUUCUAGUAUCAUGGAGCCAUGUGAGGAUGAGGAAAAGACUGUACAGGCUCUUCGGCUGGCUCUUUUCAUGUCAUCUGUCAGCCUCGUUUUCAGCUUUGUACUCGGGGGGAUCAUUUACGCCCGCCUCCGAGGUCAAAUAUUCUUCAUCUACAAAAAGAUAGUCGGCAGGGUUCUUGAGGGUCCCAAACCCCCCACCACUGAGAAGGACUGGCAGUACGAUGCCUUCCUGUGCUUCAGCAACAGCGACUACAGUUGGGUGGAAGCUGCCUUGCUGGAGAAGUUGGAUAAGCAGUUUUCAGAGGAGAACCUGUUCCACUGCUGCUUUGAGGCCAGAGACUUCCUGCCUGGGGAGGAUCACCUCUCAAACAUCAGGGAUGCCAUCUGGAGCAGCAGAAAGACGUUGUGCAUCGUCUCCAAGGAGUUCCUUAAAGAUGGCUGGUGCUUGGAGGCCUUCACUUUAGCCCAGGGACGCCUGCUGGAGGAACUGACCAACGUCCUGAUUAUGUUGGUGGUAGGGAAGGUUGCUCCCUACCAGCUGAUGAGGUACAACGCAGUGCGAACUUUUGUCCAGAAGAGAGAGUACCUCACCUGGCCUGAGGACCCUCAGGACCUGCAGUGGUUCUAUGAGCGCCUCGUCUCACUGAUCCUCAGAGACACCAAGGUGAAGAAGUUUGACAUAGAGAAGCCGGAACCUGCGGAUCCCGAAGGUCGACCUCCUGAUGGGGAGAUUGAGCUCAAGAACAUUGCAGCCGUUGACUAAAUAAACAAUGUAAAGGGAUGUGUUUCUAAGGCAGUGACGGACGUCUCUACUCACUGGACCAGUUAUAACAACCCAUCUGCCUAUAAUACUGUGAAUAGUGUAAUAUGCAUUUCUUUCUGCCGACACAAGCUAUAAGUUAGAAUAUUCCAGUAGAAUGUGAUCUGGAAAGUGUGGAGUAAAAAAUGUUGAGGUAUGUCUGUUCUUGAUGGCCUUGAUGAACUCACGUUGUUUUUCCUCCAAAUGUUCAAGUGUGAGAUAGUUCUUUAUGCAGGGGGGUGGGUUGGUUCCCCUGGGGGGAGUGUGUGUGUCGGGAUUUUGUAAAGUAUAAAUGUAUUUACUGAGGUUGCCUCAGUCAGAGCUCCAUCUCUACGGCUGAGGACGUUAAAUAAAUUCGAACCUUUUUUUU